UGGUGGCCGCGCGGCAUUGCAUGAGCGAGGCCGCCGCGCGCUCCUCCGGCAUGCCCCCCACUGCCGAAGAAGCGCGCACCGACACAGGCGCAGAGGGUGUGGAUGAGACAGUAGAGCUGCUGGAGAGGCGGAGUCGGGAAGUGGGUGGGAACCCUGCAGACAGGGCAACAAUGCUGGACCCCGAUUACAUGGCCAUGGUCCUGGCAAUGGACACGCUGUGGGCGGCCGGUGAGUCUGCGGUCACAGGGCUGUCACAAGGAGAGGACUGCUCUGCUCCAGAAUUCUCUUCUUGAGCGCGCCGUAGGACUUAUUAUAUUGUAAUUGUGUGCCAUCAGAAUCUGCUGCCUUUUCAAGUGUGAAGCACCAGAAUCCACUGCUCUAUCAGACGUGAAGAAAUGAUAGGACAUUCUCUGGGAGCUUUUCUUUGACUCACUUGCGCAUAGGGAAGGUCAAUAUCAUGUGGUGCUUCUGUUUUUGCCGUCCCUCAAGGGACGGCAUAUCCUGAUGAAAUGUCCUGGAGUCUACAACGGCAAUUGGGCCUUAAAGCAAGGCGGGACCGUAGGCCAGAUGUGUAUCUUGGUCAGCUGUGCUAUCUUCGUUCAGGUCAUGCUUGUCAGCUGAAAUAGUGAUCGAGUGUAUCGCGAUAUGUAUCAUGGCUUUUGCUGAUGUAGGAGAUUUGCGAUUUUCGGUUGAAAGGCUUUCAAGCCAAACUGCUCUGCAUCAAACCCUGCUUGUAAUUACAAUAGAG
Molecule: messenger RNA, 748 nt
Organism: Coccomyxa subellipsoidea C-169
Lineage: Eukaryota; Viridiplantae; Chlorophyta; Trebouxiophyceae; Coccomyxaceae
Exons: 2
Coding region: 21-293 (90 amino acids)
Source: RefSeq, a predicted model, not a curated record